GAUAUGAAAUUCAGCUCGAGUCUUGGGGAUUUCUUUUCCAGAGAGCUUUUAACUUAGGGUUGAAUCUAUGUCCCCUUAUAUCCAGAGUACCUGGUAGUAUCAGAGAGAGCAGAAUGCUUGAUGAUUCAGAGGAUAAUCCAGGAGCUCAGUAUAAUGCGGAACACACGUCUGAGAUAAACCUUGUUGGACGGAUAGUUCUAAAUACCUGGAGAAUUAUGAGAUCAGAGUUACCUCUGUAUAGUUAUACCUUACAGAGUGUAGCAUGGAAGGUGUUAGGUAAGAGAAUUCCAAAGAUAAGUCAUCAAUAUCUUACAAAAUGGUGGAAGAAUAAUCUUACGCGGCAUAAGACUGUUAAAAAUAUGUUGGAACGGGUGAACAUUCAUCUAGAGAUAUUGUACAGGCUCGAUAUAGUUUCAAGAACAUCUGAGUUGGCAAGAAUAUUUGGAAUUCAGUUCUUUGAGGUGAUAAGCCGAGGCUCCCAAUUCCGCGUUGAGUCUAGUAUGUUGAGACUAGCCAAACCAAUGAACUUUAUACCUGUAUCCCCUUCUAGACAGCAGCUAGCUGGCCAGGCUGCUCCCGAAUAUUUAGCUCUUCUGCUUGAACCAGAGUCUAAAAUGUACACAGAUCCCGUGAUAGUUCUAGAUUUUCAAAGUUUAUAUCCAAGCAUUAUUAUUGGAUACAACUAUUGCUACUCUACCUGCCUGGGUCGGGUGCAGAAUAUGGGAGAACCAGGAGUUUAUCCUUUUGGUUGUACAAACCUCAAGAUAUCUCCAGGGAGACUCAGAUUGCUCCGUGAUCAGAUUACAAUAUCUCCUGGGGGAAUAGUCUUUCUCAAGAAAACAGUACGGAAAGGAGUUUUACCAUCAAUGCUUGAAGACAUACUGAACACAAGGAUCAUGGUCAAACAGUCGAUGAAGAAACAUUCAAAGGAUAUUGAUCUUCAGAAGAUUCUUCACUCCCGUCAGCUUGGUUUAAAGCUUAUAGCAAAUGUUACCUACGGUUAUACGUCAGCUAGUUUUAGUGGUAGAAUGCCAUGCGUAGAGGUGGCGGAUAGUGUGGUCGCAAAGGGUCGUGAGGCCCUGGAGAUAACAAUUAAAACUAUAGAAGAGAGGAAGGGCUGGGGAGCUAAAGUAGUUUACGGGGACACAGACAGUGUGUUUGUUCUUCUCCAGGGUAGAACUAAGGACGAAGCAUUUGAUAUUGGAGAGGAGAUGGCCCGUGUUAUUACUGAGAUGAAUCCUAAACCAAUGAAACUAAAAUUUGAAAAGGUUUAUUUACCCUGUGUACUGCAAACCAAGAAAAGAUAUGUUGGAUACAUGUACGAAACAAAAACACAAUUAAAACCAGAAUUUGAUGCCAAAGGAAUUGAAACUGUCAGACCUCAGUUUACAACACAGGAAAGAAACUUCCUUGCUUUUGAGUAUCACAAAAGAAAGGGUCACAGAAACGUUAUGCCUGGUCUUAUCAUGGACUUUGGGCGCAAAUAUCUCAAUGCAAGACAGCCUGCUUUAUGUCAUGUCAGAAGAAUCUAUAAAAAGGCAAUGGAGCUAGGGACAGUACUCAAUGUGAAUAGUAAGACAAGUCCUGGAAAUUCAUUCAGUGGAAGAUCACGACAUGUCAGAACUCCAAGAAAUGUUGUCAGGGUAGCUGUAGUAAUGAACAGAGAUGCUGCCAAACACAUUGGAGCUAUAAAUACUUCUCCUGUAAGCUCUGCAAGGAGAAACUUUUUAAUGUUAAGCAAAUCCAGCUGGUCAAGGAUAUCAACUGAUAUGAAAUAUCACCCAUAUCGGCCAAUUACAAGGCAGGAACUAAAACCUGAAGAUUUACCAAGAAGGAUACAGUUUUGUACCUGGAUCAGAACUCUCACAAAUAAUCAGCUAGGUAAACUUGUCUUUUCUGACGAAGCAUACUUUGAAUUAAAUGGUUCUGUAAAUUCUCAGAAGGUUCGGCGGUAUGCUCCUCUCAAGUCUAGUGAUCCAGUAAAUGGUGGCCGGCCUGCUCACUUUAUUGUGGAGAAACCAACCUUUCCAAACAAAUUGAUGGUGUUUUGUGGUGUGAAGGUUGAUGAAACAUUUGGCAUUAAAGAGUUUCGUGGAUUGAAAGGUUACCGUCCUACUGCCUGUGUUCCUGCAUUAGAAUUAACAAGAAUAGGACUAAAGAAGGACCCUAGAGCAGUCCCAAGGGCAGGGGAACGAGUCCCCUAUGUGGUUGUUUAUGGACAGCCAGGUAUACUUCUUCUAAAUGACCUUUUAUUUGAAUUUGGACCUGCCUAA
This is a messenger RNA of Eurytemora carolleeae, 2273 nucleotides long. Its product is annotated as DNA polymerase zeta catalytic subunit. Gene Ontology annotation, molecular function: nucleotide binding; DNA binding; DNA-directed DNA polymerase activity. The record is from RefSeq and is a predicted model, not a curated record. Gene Ontology annotation, cellular component: nucleus; zeta DNA polymerase complex. Gene Ontology annotation, biological process: error-prone translesion synthesis; double-strand break repair via homologous recombination. NCBI's taxonomy places the organism in Eukaryota, Metazoa, Arthropoda, Copepoda, Calanoida, Temoridae.